Lacerta agilis (Sand lizard) is the source of this 2137-nucleotide messenger RNA. It is a transcript of the gene HCK, whose product is annotated as HCK proto-oncogene, Src family tyrosine kinase. The coding region runs from base 347 to 1777 and encodes 476 amino acids. Gene Ontology annotation, cellular component: extrinsic component of cytoplasmic side of plasma membrane. Lineage: Eukaryota; Metazoa; Chordata; Lepidosauria; Squamata; Lacertidae. Gene Ontology annotation, molecular function: signaling receptor binding; non-membrane spanning protein tyrosine kinase activity; ATP binding. The record is from RefSeq and is a predicted model, not a curated record. Gene Ontology annotation, biological process: protein phosphorylation; cell differentiation; cell surface receptor protein tyrosine kinase signaling pathway. The transcript is spliced from 13 exons.
UCUGCUCGCGGACCGCGAAGCCGUCGGGGAGCCGCAACAGCUGCUGUUUCCCUGCUUUACUGCAGCAACUGCACGGGGCAGAGACCUUCCCCCUCCCUUGCCGGGCAUUUUUGUGGGGUGCGUCCCGCCCGAGGACUGCGUACAGGCGACGAGAGCCACUCUGGAGAUGCUCCUGGCCCCCGAAGAGGCACCAGCGAGCGCGCAGGAGCGGCCGGGCUGCUGAGAACGCGCCGUCGAGGGAACGUCGGAAGGCAGCAGGCAGAAUGGGCUGCAUGAAAUCUAAAGAAAUCAACCUCAAUGAAAAAGUCUCAGAAACUCGUCCGAGCUGGGUGAUCAGAAUAAUUACAUGCCAGAUCCCACGUCCAUUGCCAACAGCCUUGGCGCAGCACCCAGCAAGAAAAAGCCUUCCGGAACCGAUGGAACAGAGGAGUUUAUCGUUCUGGCUCUUUACGACUAUGAAGCCAUCCACAAGGAAGACCUGAACUUCCAGAAGGGCGAUCACCUCAAAGUCCUAGAGAACUCGGGCGAGUGGUGGAGAGCAAAAGCCCUCUCGACAGGCCAAGAGGGUUAUAUCCCCAGCAACUAUGUCGCCAGAGUCAACUCCCUGGAGACGGAGGAGUGGUUUUUCAGAGGCGUCAGCAGGAAGGACGCUGAGCGGCAGCUGCUUAGCCCUGGCAACGUGAUAGGCUCCUUCAUGAUCCGAGACAGCGAGACAACCAAGGGUUCCUACUCCUUGUCCGUGCGAGAUUUCGACAACCAGAACAAAGUGGAGACAGUGAAGCAUUACAAGAUUCGGACGCUGGACAGCGGCGGCUUCUACAUUUCUGCUCGGAACACCUUCAGCACCCUGCAGGAGCUGGUCGGCCAUUAUAAGGGGCAAAGUGAUGGUCUGUGUCAAAAGCUGACUUACCCGUGUAUCGCUCCGAAACCUCAGCAGCCCUGGGAGAAAGAUGCCUGGGAAAUCUCCCGCAGCUCUCUGAAGCUGGAGAAGAAACUGGGAGCUGGGCAAUUUGGAGAAGUCUGGAUGGCCACCUACAACAUGCACACAAAAGUGGCCGUCAAAACUAUGAAGCCAGGGAGCAUGUCUGUGGAAGCUUUCCUGGAAGAGGCCAACAUCAUGAAGACCCUGCAGCACGACAAGCUGGUCAAGCUGCAUGCCGUCGUGACCAAGGAGGAGCCCAUUUACAUCAUCACCGAAUACAUGGAGAAAGGUAGUUUGCUGGAUUUCCUGAAGAGUGAUGAGGGUCACAAGCAGCGGCUCCCUGUAUUGAUAGACUUCUCUGCCCAGAUUGCAGAAGGCAUGGCUUUCAUUGAGAAGCGAAACUACAUCCACCGGGACUUGAGAGCUGCCAACAUCUUGGUCUCGGCCAUGCUGGUGUGCAAGAUUGCCGAUUUUGGCUUGGCUCGGGUGAUUGACGACAACGAAUACACAGCCCGGGAAGGUGCCAAGUUUCCCAUCAAGUGGACUGCGCCCGAAGCCAUCAACUACGGCUCCUUCACAAUAAAGUCUGACAUCUGGUCUUUCGGGAUCCUCCUGAUGGAGAUAAUUACCUAUGGGCGGACCCCAUACCCAGGGAUGUCGCACCAGGAAGUGAUCCGUGCCCUAGAGCGUGGCUAUCGGAUGCCACGCACGGAGGGCUGCCCAGAGGAGCUCUAUGAAGUGAUGGUGCAGUGCUGGAAACGCAAGCCCGAGGACCGCCCGACGUUCGAGUACAAUCAGAGCAUCCUGGAGGAUUUCUUCACUGCCACCGAAAGCCAGUACCAGCAACAGCCUUAAAGUAGAUGGAGGACCUGACAGCAGAGUGGGGCAGUCCAUGCAGUACGAUGCUUGAGAGAGACCCAGUGUUUUGAUGUCAAGAUCCUCCUGUGGCUUAGGCAAAAGUAGCUGCCUCCAUCUGGGGAGCUUACAAGGAACAUUUUAUUGACUGCUGUUGGGAGACGGGACUGUACUUGAUGGACCCUCCAACAUAAGCAAUUGUUGUGCUCAUAGCUAAAAUGCCUUUAAAAAACUGCAUUCAGUAGGUGCCAUUUCUGCUGAAGCAUGCCAUGCACUUUUUGUCUCAAGGUUUUGGUGCCUGCUGGAAAACCACUGGCUGUUGCUCUAGAAGUGUUGUGUGUGUGUGUGUGUGUGUGUGUG